Messenger RNA from Anopheles coluzzii, 2400 nucleotides. Its product is annotated as outer dynein arm-docking complex subunit 4. The transcript has 5 exons. Bases 934 to 2157 code for a protein of 407 amino acids. NCBI's taxonomy places the organism in Eukaryota, Metazoa, Arthropoda, Insecta, Diptera, Culicidae. The record is from RefSeq and is a predicted model, not a curated record. Gene Ontology annotation, molecular function: protein binding. Gene Ontology annotation, cellular component: cytoplasm.
AUUAGCAGUAAAUUUGUCUGCUUUGAAGAAUUUUGCGCAAAACGUAGCCAACGAAUGUCUUAUAUCCUUCAACCACGCAUACAACGUUGAUCGAUUUUUUCGUCCUAUGCCGUUUGGGCAAUGUCUCAGAAGCUUCUUCUACGGAUCAGCAUUGCAGAUCCAUUUUGUUUCGCUCCCACACAAACCAGUAUUACUUUGUAUUUGCUAUAUUUCCACCAUAGUCCUAGCGUUUGACUGACAUGCAACGAAGGCUGCCACCCAUACUGUGCAGUAUUGUUUGUUUCGGAACCUAUUUCGGAACAUCAGGCAAUGCCACUUCCCGACGUUUCCGUGCACGCUGGGCUGGAUCUGCUGGCUUCCCAACGAAGUUCACCCCACGUCACAACAACGGUUUGGGCUUUAUUUAUUACUGUUAGAUAUUUUGGUUGUUGGUCGUGUUGGCACCUUCACGCCAUCAAAGAAGCACAGCGCACUAGCCCCAUUCGCUCGACUCUGACCCAUUGACUCCGAACGGUGGUGCACGUACCACCUACCUCCCUUUUUUAUAUGUCGUGCCGUGCAAUUUUUACUAUGUUUUAUGACAAAUCGAUUAUCAAGUGUUUGUUUCCAUGACUCUCCGUCACCCUUUUGGCGAGUGUUUAUGUGUGUAUGUGUGAGGUUUAUGCGAAGGUGAUGGGUUUCACGCGAUAGGCGGUGAAGUGCCGGUACUCGGUUUACUCGGCAUUUGGGGGUUCGCUCGUCUGCUACACGGUUAUUUCGGUCACAUUCCACUUUCAGACGUGGAGCUUCAAAGUUUUAGUUCCUAAAGAAAAAGUUACCCCAUUUACGAGCGGGUCACACUGCUCUUGUUACACAGCGCACAGUUCCUUUUAAAUCCUUUCAAAUCACAGUUUUACUACUGUGUGUGCUGUGCCUACAACUCUACAAUCAAGCAUGAGCAACGCCAAAACGGCACUGGGAAUAUUGGGCGGCGAAGAUGAGCUGCUCCAAAGCUUUGUACGCGUGGGUCUGAGAACGGACGGUGACGAUGACCAGCAGCAGCAGCAGUCGAAUGUAACGUUUUCGGGCGGUGCAAGCGGUGGAGGUAGCGGUGGUGGUAGUGGUGGUGGUGCUGGUGGAAGUGGUAGUGGAAGUGGGGCUGGUGCGGGAGGAAGUGGUGGAGGUGGGUCUCAGACGACCACCAUCCAGCAUCAGGCCAGCCAGGGCAAGCUGGAUACGCAUCUGAUACGCCAGUUUUCUGACCACUGUUCUGAUAUGAGUGAUAAAAAUGCACCCAGAAAGUAUCGUGACUUGUUCAACGAGCCGGUGGACGUCAAGAAGCGACGUUACUUCGACGAGGUGUACACCGAUAAAGAUCGUGCGGCUGCCGUUAGUAUAGGAAACUUUGAUAUAAAGCAAAAUCUCAUCAACAAACGACGCCAGGAGCGGAACGAGGCGUUACAAACGGAGGAAGCCGAACCGGGUGCCAUCCUGGCAUUGGGGAUGCGUGAGAUCAAGAACGGAAACUUGGACAAUGCUGUUCUGUUUAUUUCCAAGGCACUGGAGAUGAACAACAAUGAUCAGAAUGCGUUGGUUGCCAGGAGCCGCUGUUUCUUGCAGCUUGGCGAACCGGGCAAAGCUUUGCAGGAUGCGGAGACGGCUCUCGUGCUGGACAAAAACAACAUCCGUGCGAUCUACCAGAAGGCGGAAGCGCUCUACUAUCUGGGCCAGUUCGAGCACAGCUUGAUGUUUUUUCACCGUGGUUUGCGCUUGCGUCCGGAGUUGGCUAGCUUUCGGUUGGGUGUUCAAAAAACGCAGGAAGCGAUCGAGAAUACUAUCGGAAAUAAUACGAAAAACCAGCCGCAAAAGAAACCGACCAAGGUGGAAAAGCCCAAGACCGCCAAACGCAACCAGCUGUCGCGGGAAGAGCUGGAAAAGCGUGCCUCCCGCCGACUGCUGGGCGAUCUGUACAUUGACAAGGAGUAUCUGGAGAACCUGAUCAAGCACCCUGAUCUGCGCAAGGCGGACACCAACACGGAGGGUGUGUCGGAGUACGCUAAGGACGCGAUCAACUUCCUGAACAAUAGGCAGGAGUUUUGGAGACAGCAGAAACCAUGCACCAGCUUGAAUGCGAAGAAAAUUAACGGUGCAAACGGUAUGCUUCCGCGCUGGUUGUAAACCUGCCUAGCGGUUUCCCAAUAGAAACCGAACAGCACAGUAGAGGAACAAUUUAGAAGGUAGUACACGACCGGUGUGAUAAGGUAGUGAAAGAAGCAUUCCCAUUGUUCCGUCCUGUUACGUUGGAUUCUAAACGUUUUUUCAGCAAUGUUUACCUUAACGGAAUUUCAUUAGAUGUAGAAAUGGCUUUCAAACCCCUCUAUGUGAUAAAUGCUUAUAGUACAAUAAAGGUUGAUAUUAAAA